AUGAGAGACUGUAUUAAUGGAGAGGACGAAAUGAACUGCACUUAUACAUGCACACAAAAGGAAUUUACCUGUGAUAGCGGAAAGUGUAUCCCUAUUACCUUUAAGUGCGACGGUAACAUGGAUUGUGGGGUGGGAGACAACUCUGAUGAAACUAAUUGCGGAGAGACACCCUGCGCAAGGGUACGCAAUUUCCGAUGUGGAAAGAACAACACAAACUGUCUGCCGAUUUCACUGAAAUGCGAUAAACACGACGACUGCGGGGAUGGAUCAGAUGAAGUUGGAUGCAACUGUACCUGUAGUAGUACCGAAUUUACCUGUUCAUCAUCCUGUGAAUGCAUAAAGCCAACCCAACGUUGUGAUGGAACCCUGGAUUGCAGAGAUGGUUCAGAUGAAAUGGAGUGCCCAUGCACUUUGAACGAGUUCACCUGUGACAACGAGAAAUGUAUCAAUGGUACGCAGCACUGUGACGGAGUAUAUGACUGUUCUGAUAAGUCAGACGAGAAGGACUGUGUGACCACCACAACAGCAACAACAACCACUCCUAUUAGCACCACACCAACCUCAGCUACACCAUGUGUGAGUGAAGAGAUCAUGUCAAAUCCCGCCCUCCUUCCAUCAAGCAAAAUCUUCAUCAACCCAGCUCCCAAAGACCCACUUACCGCCGAAAAUCUAAGACCUGGAUCUACCGCAGCAUUAGAAAUUGACAGUAACACUGCUACGAUUAGCGUUGAUUUAACUACGACUGAAAAUCCGGACGGAAGUGUAAUCAAGAGCCUGAAUAUUGCAGGGGAUCAGAGCAACGUGCAGAAACUUACCGUAUCCUACAAAGUAUCAGCGACGGCCUCCUCAAAAGAUUUUACUGGCUUUACUGGUAUUGGACCAGUAAUUUUCCCAGAUAAUUUUAAAGUGGCGGCUGUAGAUGUCACACUUAUGCAGAGGACUGACACCAGCGAACCAUAUAGGAUCAAACUGAAUCUGGUAGCUUGUGUUCAUGGUGGCUCUGUAGCAACUAAUAUAUUUACGACUUCUGGAAUUACGUCAACCUUGGGUUCACUAACGCCAGUAACGAUUGAUAUGACUUUUAACACACCAGAACCCCCAAAGGUCACUGACGUAGUAUUCACAGUUACAAACGGGAAAAAUGUCCAAGUCUCAUUAAAGGAUGAAAAUGGUUUACCAACUACAAUGACACCUACAAUGACGUCGAGUGGACGGAUUAUAUUGGAUUACAAUGGUCAACCUAGCAAAGGAAUAUCCAUUACUGUAACACCAAAAUCUAUCACAGAGCCAGUAACUGUCAAAGAGACAGAGGUGAAGGCAUGCACACAGCCAGCUGUACCAACCACAACUGCUGCGCCGUCAACGCCUAGUGGACCUACACCUUCUGUUACAGGUCCAACAACAACACCCACUGGAUCAACCACCACUCCAGCGACUACCUGUGCCGAUGCUAUGCUGCCAGUUGGUGUGGAUGUGUUGUCACCCAGCAGUAGCGACAUUCCAACAGGCGAUCUUCCAAAGAUACUGAGUCCUACCGGAGCCACUACCACGACGGACAACCCCACUCCCACAGUUGUAUUCGACUUGAACAAAGAGACGCCUCCUCGUGUGACCGAGGUCAGCGUUACGGUUACCAAUGCUGAGCGAGUGGACGUGGAACUUGAAGAACCAAACGGAGAAAAAAUAACCAAGACACCUGUUAUCCAACCAAACGGAGUUGUGACAGUGAACUUCAACGGAGAAGAGGGAACAAAGAUAACUGUCAAGAUAACCAAGAAGGACACAAGUCAACCUUCAACAGUGUCUGAUGUCAAGGUGAAGGCCUGUAUAGAGGCCACAACGACAGCAUCGACCACAACCAUUGGCACCACACCAAGCGUUCCAACACCCAGCGGGCCCACACCCUCUGUUUCAGUACCAACAACAACCCCCAGCGCACCAACCACUACUCCAACCACAACCUGUGCCGAUGCUAUGCUGCCAGUUGGUGUGAAUGUGUUGUCACCCAGCAGUAGCGACAUUCCAACAGGCGAUCUUCCAAAGAUACUGAGUCCUACCGGAGCCACUACCACGACGGACAACCCCACUCCCACAGUUGUAUUCGACUUGAACAAAGAGACGCCUCCUCGUGUGACCGAGGUCAGCGUUACGGUUACCAAUGCUGAGCGAGUGGACGUGGAACUUGAAGAACCAAACGGAGAAAAAAUAACCAAGACACCUGUUAUCCAACCAAACGGAGUUGUGACAGUGAACUUCAACGGAGAAGAGGGAACAAAGAUAACUGUCAAGAUAACCAAGAAGGACACAAGUCAACCUUCAACAGUGUCUGAUGUCAAGGUGAAGGCCUGUAUAGAGGCCACAACGACAGCAUCGACCACAACCAUUGGCACCACACCAAGCGUUCCAACACCCAGCGGGCCCACACCCUCUGUUUCAGUACCAACAACAACCCCCAGCGCACCAACCACUACUCCAACCACAACCUGUGCCGAUGCUAUGCUGCCAGUUGGUGUGGAUGUGUUGUCACCCAGCAGUAGCGACAUUCCAACAGGCGAUCUUCCAAAGAUACUGAGUCCUACCGGAGCCACUACCACGACGGACAACCCCACUCCCACAGUUGUAUUCGACUUGAACAAAGAGACGCCUCCUCGUGUGACCGAGGUCAGCGUUACGGUUACCAAUGCUGAGCGAGUGGACGUGGAACUUGAAGAACCAAACGGAGAAAAAAUAACCAAGACACCUGUUAUCCAACCAAACGGAGUUGUGACAGUGAACUUCAACGGAGAAGAGGGAACAAAGAUAACUGUCAAGAUAACCAAGAAGGACACAAGUCAACCUUCAACAGUGUCUGAUGUCAAGGUGAAGGCCUGUAUAGAGGCCACAACGACAGCAUCGACCACAACCAUUGGCACCACACCAAGCGUUCCAACACCCAGCGGGCCCACACCCUCUGUUUCAGUACCAACAACAACCCCCAGCGCACCAACCACUACUCCAACCACAACCUGUGCCGAUGCUAUGCUGCCAGUUGGUGUGGAUGUGUUGUCACCCAGCAGUAGCGACAUUCCAACAGGCGAUCUUCCAAAGAUACUGAGUCCUACCGGAGCCACUACCACGACGGACAACCCCACUCCCACAGUUGUAUUCGACUUGAACAAAGAGACGCCUCCUCGUGUGACCGAGGUCAGCGUUACGGUUACCAAUGCUGAGCGAGUGGACGUGGAACUUGAAGAACCAAACGGAGAAAAAAUAACCAAGACACCUGUUAUCCAACCAAACGGAGUUGUGACAGUGAACUUCAACGGAGAAGAGGGAACAAAGAUAACUGUCAAGAUAACCAAGAAGGACACAAGUCAACCUUCAACAGUGUCUGAUGUCAAGGUGAAGGCCUGUAUAGAGGCCACAACGACAGCAUCGACCACAACCAUUGGCACCACACCAAGCGUUCCAACACCCAGCGGGCCCACACCCUCUGUUUCAGUACCAACAACAACCCCCAGCGCACCAACCACUACUCCAACCACAACCUGUGCCGAUGCUAUGCUGCCAGUUGGUGUGGAUGUGUUGUCACCCAGCAGUAGCGACAUUCCAACAGGCGAUCUUCCAAAGAUACUGAGUCCUACCGGAGCCACUACCACGACGGACAACCCCACUCCCACAGUUGUAUUCGACUUGAACAAAGAGACGCCUCCUCGUGUGACCGAGGUCAGCGUUACGGUUACCAAUGCUGAGCGAGUGGACGUGGAACUUGAAGAACCAAACGGAGAAAAAAUAACCAAGACACCUGUUAUCCAACCAAACGGAGUUGUGACAGUGAACUUCAACGGAGAAGAGGGAACAAAGAUAACUGUCAAGAUAACCAAGAAGGACACAAGUCAACCUUCAACAGUGUCUGAUGUCAAGGUGAAGGCCUGUAUAGAGGCCACAACGACAGCAUCGACCACAACCAUUGGCACCACACCAAGCGUUCCAACACCCAGCGGGCCCACACCCUCUGUUUCAGUACCAACAACAACCCCCAGCGCACCAACCACUACUUCAAUCACAACCUGUGCCGAUGCUAUGCUGCCAGUUGGUGUGGAUGUGUUGUCACCCAGCAGUAGCGACAUUCCAACAGGCGAUCUUCCAAAGAUACUGAGUCCUACCGGAGCCACUACCACGACGGACAACCCCACUCCCACAGUUGUAUUCGACUUGAACAAAGAGACGCCUCCUCGUGUAACCGAGGUCAGCGUUACGGUUACCAAUGCUGAGCGAGUGGACGUGGAACUUGAAGAACCAAACGGAGAAAAAAUAACCAAGACACCUGUUAUCCAACCAAACGGAGUUGUGACAGUGAACUUCAACGGAGAAGAGGGAACAAAGAUAACUGUCAAGAUAACCAAGAAGGACACAAGUCAACCUUCAACAGUGUCUGAUGUCAAGGUGAAGGCCUGUAUAGAGGCCACAACGACAGCAUCGACCACAACCAUUGGCACCACACCAAGCGUUCCAACACCCAGCGGGCCCACACCCUCUGUUUCAGUACCAACAACAACCCCCAGCGCACCAACCACUACUCCAACCACAACCUGUGCCGAUGCUAUGCUGCCAGUUGGUGUGGAUGUGUUGUCACCCAGCAGUAGCGACAUUCCAACAGGCGAUCUUCCAAAGAUACUGAGUCCUACCGGAGCCACUACCACGACGGACAACCCCACUCCCACAGUUGUAUUCGACUUGAACAAAGAGACGCCUCCUCGUGUGACCGAGGUCAGCGUUACGGUUACCAAUGCUGAGCGAGUGGACGUGGAACUUGAAGAACCAAACGGAGAAAAAAUAACCAAGACACCUGUUAUCCAACCAAACGGAGUUGUGACAGUGAACUUCAACGGAGAAGAGGGAACAAAGAUAACUGUCAAGAUAACCAAGAAGGACACAAGUCAACCUUCAACAGUGUCUGAUGUCAAGGUGAAGGCCUGUAUAGAGGCCACAACGACAGCAUCGACCACAACCAUUGGCACCACACCAAGCGUUCCAACACCCAGCGGGCCCACACCCUCUGUUUCAGUACCAACAACAACCCCCAGCGCACCAACCACUACUCCAACCACAACCUGUGCCGAUGCUAUGCUGCCAGUUGGUGUGGAUGUGUUGUCACCCAGCAGUAGCGACAUUCCAACAGGCGAUCUUCCAAAGAUACUGAGUCCUACCGGAGCCACUACCACGACGGACAACCCCACUCCCACAGUUGUAUUCGACUUGAACAAAGAGACGCCUCCUCGUGUGACCGAGGUCAGCGUUACGGUUACCAAUGCUGAGCGAGUGGACGUGGAACUUGAAGAACCAAACGGAGAAAAAAUAACCAAGACACCUGUUAUCCAACCAAACGGAGUUGUGACAGUGAACUUCAACGGAGAAGAGGGAACAAAGAUAACUGUCAAGAUAACCAAGAAGGACACAAGUCAACCUUCAACAGUGUCUGAUGUCAAGGUGAAGGCCUGUAUAGAGGCCACAACGACAGCAUCGACCACAACCAUUGGCACCACACCAAGCGUUCCAACACCCAGCGGGCCCACACCCUCUGUUUCAGUACCAACAACAACCCCCAGCGCACCAACCACUACUUCAAUCACAACCUGUGCCGAUGCUAUGCUGCCAGUUGGUGUGGAUGUGUUGUCACCCAGCAGUAGCGACAUUCCAACAGGCGAUCUUCCAAAGAUACUGAGUCCUACCGGAGCCACUACCACGACGGACAACCCCACUCCCACAGUUGUAUUCGACUUGAACAAAGAGACGCCUCCUCGUGUGACCGAGGUCAGCGUUACGGUUACCAAUGCUGAGCGAGUGGACGUGGAACUUGAAGAACCAAACGGAGAAAAAAUAACCAAGACACCUGUUAUCCAACCAAACGGAGUUGUGACAGUGAACUUCAACGGAGAAGAGGGAACAAAGAUAACUGUCAAGAUAACCAAGAAGGACACAAGUCAACCUUCAACAGUGUCUGAUGUCAAGGUGAAGGCCUGUAUAGAGGCCACAACGACAGCAUCGACCACAACCAUUGGCACCACACCAAGCGUUCCAACACCCAGCGGGCCCACACCCUCUGUUUCAGUACCAACAACAACCCCCAGCGCACCAACCACUACUCCAACCACAACCUGUGCCGAUGCUAUGCUGCCAGUUGGUGUGGAUGUGUUGUCACCCAGCAGUAGCGACAUUCCAACAGGCGAUCUUCCAAAGAUACUGAGUCCUACCGGAGCCACUACCACGACGGACAACCCCACUCCCACAGUUGUAUUCGACUUGAACAAAGAGACGCCUCCUCGUGUGACCGAGGUCAGCGUUACGGUUACCAAUGCUGAGCGAGUGGACGUGGAACUUGAAGAACCAAACGGAGAAAAAAUAACCAAGACACCUGUUAUCCAACCAAACGGAGUUGUGACAGUGAACUUCAACGGAGAAGAGGGAACAAAGAUAACUGUCAAGAUAACCAAGAAGGACACAAGUCAACCUUCAACAGUGUCUGAUGUCAAGGUGAAGGCCUGUAUAGAGGCCACAACGAUAGCAUCGACCACAACCAUUGGCACCACACCAAGCGUUCCAACACCCAGCGGGCCCACACCCUCUGUUUCAGUACCAACAACAACCCCCAGCGCACCAACCACUACUCCAACCACAACCUGUGCCGAUGCUAUGCUGCCAGUUGGUGUGGAUGUGUUGUCACCCAGCAGUAGCGACAUUCCAACAGGCGAUCUUCCAAAGAUACUGAGUCCUACCGGAGCCACUACCACGACGGACAACCCCACUCCCACAGUUGUAUUCGACUUGAACAAAGAGACGCCUCCUCGUGUGACCGAGGUCAGCGUUACGGUUACCAAUGCUGAGCGAGUGGACGUGGAACUUGAAGAACCAAACGGAGAAAAAAUAACCAAGACACCUGUUAUCCAACCAAACGGAGUUGUGACAGUGAACUUCAACGGAGAAGAGGGAACAAAGAUAACUGUCAAGAUAACCAAGAAGGACACAAGUCAACCUUCAACAGUGUCUGAUGUCAAGGUGAAGGCCUGUAUAGAGGCCACAACGACAGCAUCGACCACAACCAUUGGCACCACACCAAGCGUUCCAACACCCAGCGGGCCCACACCCUCUGUUUCAGUACCAACAACAACCCCCAGCGCACCAACCACUACUCCAACCACAACCUGUGCCGAUGCUAUGCUGCCAGUUGGUGUGGAUGUGUUGUCACCCAGCAGUAGCGACAUUCCAACAGGCGAUCUUCCAAAGAUACUGAGUCCUACCGGAGCCACUACCACGACGGACAACCCCACUCCCACAGUUGUAUUCGACUUGAACAAAGAGACGCCUCCUCGUGUGACCGAGGUCAGCGUUACGGUUACCAAUGCUGAGCGAGUGGACGUGGAACUUGAAGAACCAAACGGAGAAAAAAUAACCAAGACACCUGUUAUCCAACCAAACGGAGUUGUGACAGUGAACUUCAACGGAGAAGAGGGAACAAAGAUAACUGUCAAGAUAACCAAGAAGGACACAAGUCAACCUUCAACAGUGUCUGAUGUCAAGGUGAAGGCCUGUAUAGAGGUGAUAUCUACAACUCAAACUACAGAGAAACCUGGAGUUGUAACAACAACAGCACUGGUGACAACUACAUAUUUCGUUACAACUACUAGCUCUACUCCUUCUACAACAACAAUCUGUACACAGCAAGAGGGAAUGGAUGACUUCUCCCAGAUCCCUUCCUCUAACAUAGUUUUCCCCAACAAUGUCGUUUCUCCUUCUGAUUUGGAUAAAGUGAGGCCUGGAAAUGUUGAUGGUCCACUAACUAUAAAGCAAACAAGUUCAGAUAAGCCUGUAGUCAUUAAAAUAAGUCUUACUCCUGACGGCGUGGAAGUUGGAGAGAUUAAUGUCAGUCCCGAUGAACUUCUGCCGGAGAGCAAACUAUUCCCAGAGACUGGACCAGCUGAUCUGAAAGGAAAAUUGGCCACAGAGGUAGAGAUAAGAAUACAGCCUGUUGACGCCACGGCUGAUAUAUUUUUGGUGAUCUCUAUCAAGGCCUGUUUUGGAGGCAUUACGACGACUCCGUUAAGAACAACUCAGGGUGGCUUUACAUUAACCCCUGUGUCAGGUUCUACUCCUACUUCUACUUCGUCAAUGGGAACGACAUCUGUGCCUUCUGGAACAACAGGUGCAGCAGCCUUCACGCCAGCUACGAUAUCUUAUACUCCUGCUACCGCAGGAGGACCAAGCUCACCUUCUUUAUCAACUACCACUUCUUCAUCUACAACAGGCUGA
This is a messenger RNA of Saccostrea echinata, 8286 nucleotides long. Its product is annotated as mucin-2-like. The transcript has 51 exons. Bases 1 to 8286 code for a protein of 2761 amino acids. NCBI's taxonomy places the organism in Eukaryota, Metazoa, Mollusca, Bivalvia, Ostreida, Ostreidae. Gene Ontology annotation, molecular function: protein binding. The record is from RefSeq and is a predicted model, not a curated record.